Messenger RNA from Gadus chalcogrammus (walleye pollock), 1874 nucleotides. Its product is annotated as 4F2 cell-surface antigen heavy chain. The record is from RefSeq and is a predicted model, not a curated record. NCBI's taxonomy places the organism in Eukaryota, Metazoa, Chordata, Actinopteri, Gadiformes, Gadidae. Gene Ontology annotation, biological process: amino acid transport. The coding region runs from base 214 to 1743 and encodes 509 amino acids. The transcript has 11 exons.
ACAACCGGAGGAGCACACAGCAGGUCGGCCUCCACGAAGGACGAAGGACGAGGAAGACGAGGAGGGAAGGCUGGAGAGCAAAGAGCAGCAGCUUCAGAGCUCACUCCUCUGGAGGAGGUUCCUGGUUUCCUGUUCGUUUAACUCCCGGGACGUGAAGAGUCGCAGUAAACCCCAGGCACCAAGCUUGUGGACCGUCUCCGUCUGCAGGGACCCAUGGACGAGCCAAGAAGAGAGUCCCUAGAGGACAGCGCGUCCCGCAGGAUGCGUCUCAACGCCGGAGAGCCCGCCGCUUACGGCAGCAUAGUGGCGGCGGCCGACCCCGAGUCGCCCCCCCGGGGAGACGUGGAGGCGGCCCCGCUGCUGUCCCCGGCGCCCCGCGCGGUGCUGCGGCCUCUGAGCAAGGAGGAGCUGGAGGAGGCGGCCGGGGGCCCGCGGUGGACUAGGAUCCGGUCCCGCCUGGUCCUACUCUUCUGGCUGACGUGGCUCGCCAUGCUCGGAACGGCGAUCUUUAUCGUGGUGAAGAGCCCCCGUCCGGUGGCCCCCCCGCUGCGGUGGUGGCAGAAGUCCCUAUUCUACCGGCUGCAGCCCGCCCUGUUCAUGGACUCUCAGCCCGGGAGUCUCCGAGGCAUCGAGGCGGUGUGCGCCCAGCUGGCCUACAUCAGGUCCCUGGGUGUGGGGGCCGUGGUCCUGGAAGGCCUGUUCCUCACAGGGGCGUCUCCCGACGGCCCGGUCCUCAACGACAGCCUGGUGACCGGGCCUCAGGUGGACCACCUGCUCAAGGAGAGCAGCAAAGCCGGCCUGAGGGUGGUGCUCGAUCUGUGUGAGCUGAACUUCACCGCAUCAACCGAGGUUUCAGAAGUGAACGACACAAGCGUGUCUCCGGAGCGUCUCUCCACCGUCCAGCAUGCGUUGAAGUCCUGGCUGGAGAAGGGCGUGGCCGGGUUUGCGAUCUGCGACACGGAUCCAGCCUAUUCAGAACGGACCCUGACGGAGUGGAGGAGGGUCAUCAGGGGGUUAAACGAGACGUGUGCUGACAGGAUUGUGCUGGUGAGGCAGACCGGAGAGGAGCUCAACUCCACCCGCUCCUUCAACGGGUCGUUGGUGGAGGUGGUGAUGAGGUCCAUACUCCCUCCCACGCAUCACAUCCUGUCUGCACAGGAAGUGGCUGAAAGCAUGGAGGCGUGUCUGCGGGAGGGCGCCGGCGCGGUUUGGCCCAGCUGGACGAUGGGAGGGAGAACGUCCAGCGAGUUCCAGAAGCUUCUGCUGGUGCUGAUGAUGACUCUUCCCGGGAGCCCCGCCCUCCAGCCCGGCGACGAGCUCAGCAGCACUCGGAAUGUGACGUUGCCAGAAGACCAGGACGUCCCGUCUUCAAACACGGACAGGGAGAGGCGCCUGGCUCUUGCUCUCUACACCUCCCUCAGCCUCUCCAAAGCCAGAGAGGAGGCUCUGGUCUCCGGGAGCUUCACCAUGCUGUCCUUCAACUCCUCCUCCUCCACCCUGGCUCCGCCCAUCCUGGGCUUCCUGCGCUCCUGGGGCUGCGUCCAGAUCCUGGUGGUGCUGAACGUGGGACCGGACUCCCAGAGCCUGGACCCCCACUGGGCCGGCGGCCUGCCCAGCGCCGGGGUCUUCAUGGUGGGCACGGGCCUGGACCGCAUGGGGUCAGUGGCUCUGAGCGCGCUGAGCCUCCGGCCCCAGGAGGCCGUGGUCAUCAAACUCAUCGAGGCCAGGAGCUUCUCCGAGUGACGGCCUCCUCUGGGGAACCCGGAGUUGUUGGAAGGGAAAGGUUUCCUGCUGCCAGAGAAAGAUGAUGUUUUUAAAUCAAUCUGGCUGUGAAAUAUUGUGGGAAAAAAAUAAUUAAAGGUGUUAAAACAGUG